AUGCCCAACCCCCUGCGCGAAAAGUCAAAUGGUCGACUCGUCCUCACUGUUCCCCUAAUAAUCUUCAUGGACGAUGUCUCUGGGAAUGUGUCGAAGCAGUGGAACAAACACCACGCGGUGUACAUGUCUAAUGCCUCCAUGCCGCGCGAGAUGCUUGAAAAGGAAUUCUGUGUUCGUUUUGUGUCAUCCUUGCCGCAUGCUUCACCCAUGGAGAUCGCCAAAGCCGUCAAAGAAUCAAUCGAGGCUGCCGCGGAUGAGGGCAUUGUUGCGUACAACUGCAAAUACAAAGAUGAGGUGAUGCUCAUCCCCUAUGGCCUAUUUGACGCAGGAGAUAACCCCAUGCAGGCGGAAGAGUGUAGCCACGGCGGUUUACACUGCAAUUACUUCUGUCGCACAUGCAAAGUAGGAGGUACGAUGUCUGUGAAACAGUCUGAUGAAGGGUAUCUUAAAUUAUUCGAGAUUGGAGAGCUUCGUCGACCAGAAGAAACAAUUCAGCAGAUUCUCGAGCAGAUCAAGCUUUCAAAGUUGUCGGGUGGAACUACGAAAGUCCAGGCUGCUGUCUCGUCGACUGGCACCCGUGACACUACCUCCGCAUCAAUUGUGAACCGCCUCCUGGAACUUGGGAAGCGUCUGCGGAAACGAGAACCUGGGAAACCGGCGAUCAACGAACGAGAGGUCCGACAGACAUUGGAGAGGGAGUUUGAGAAAAUGCUGGGUGGUCUCCCCGUGGAAGAUCAUAUCAACCCUUUGCUUAGCAUGACAGGGCUCAACAUACAUCAAGACACGCCGACAGAGAUUCUCCAUACCAUUCUCCUUGGUGUUGUGAAGUAUUUUUGGGGUCAGACUAUCUGGAUCCUCGACAAAACGCACCUCGUCAAGAUAUUCCAAACCAGAUUGGACAAUAUCAACAAAGAUGGCCUUAAUUCACCCACUCUUGGCGCAGAGUAUAUCUGUCGGUACAGCGGUAGCCUGAUCGGCAAACACUUUAAGAGUCUUGCUCAGAUCAUGCCUUUUCUUAUAUACGAUCUUGUUCCGUCUACUGUCCUGAAUGGAUGGACCGUCAUUGGACAGUUGGUGGUCUUGCUGUGGCAUACGAGAAUUGAUGAUGUUGAGGAAUAUCUGGUACGCCUUCCCCAACCCUGA
Molecule: messenger RNA, 1143 nt
Organism: Suillus clintonianus
Lineage: Eukaryota; Fungi; Basidiomycota; Agaricomycetes; Boletales; Suillaceae
Exons: 3
Coding region: 1-1143 (380 amino acids)
Source: RefSeq, a predicted model, not a curated record